UCUCUAUUUUGUCCCCACAUGUCGCCACCAUAAUUGCCGCUGCCCACCGUUUACGCAAGUUCACUUUUCCAUAUCAUCAUCUUAUCCUCUUUGCCCUAUAUAAAUUUCUCCUCGUUCGUCGGAUUUUCCCUCAAGAGUUCCACCACGUUUUCAGAACCCAGAAAAACCCCGUAAAACCCUGUAAACUCUUCAGACUUAAAACCAUAGGGAAAGGUUUUACACAGUGUUGAAUGGACUGUUGCCUUUCUUACAGUAAACCCAGAUUCUUUUUUCCGGCCCUGCCGUCUGUUCCCCUUCGUCCGAUCAAAUUGGGAACUGAUCGGAGGCCGUUGGAUGUGGUGGCUUGUAGAUACAGUAGUAGUAGCAGUAAGUGUGAGUUUGGCGGUUUGAACACGCCGCUUGAGCCGAAGACGGCGGUUGGGAGGUUCUUGAGUGGCGUAUUGCCGAAUGAUCGGGAGUGCUUUCACGUUGCUGUUAGGAAUCAGUUGGAACAUCUGGUGGCUGACAGGGAUGAAGCCGUGGCUCGUGCCGAGUUCAGCUUGGGCUCUGAUGUAGCUUCCCUCCAUAGGCUGUUUCUGAACUAAGCUCUCACAUUGAUAUGGAAAAUAGGGAUUGCUUGGCUAAAUUGAGUCCAACAGGAAAUUAAUUAAAGGUAAAAAUAAUUACUUAAAUAAGAAUUAUAUGUACAUCCACCAAAAAUUUUGUGGCUUUUCA
Olea europaea var. sylvestris is the source of this 714-nucleotide messenger RNA. RefSeq lists its product as uncharacterized. The transcript is spliced from 2 exons. Lineage: Eukaryota; Viridiplantae; Streptophyta; Magnoliopsida; Lamiales; Oleaceae. The coding region runs from base 231 to 584 and encodes 117 amino acids. The record is from RefSeq and is a predicted model, not a curated record.